Molecule: messenger RNA, 2828 nt
Organism: Musca domestica (house fly)
Lineage: Eukaryota; Metazoa; Arthropoda; Insecta; Diptera; Muscidae
Exons: 5
Coding region: 167-1633 (488 amino acids)
Source: RefSeq, a predicted model, not a curated record
AAAAAAUAUAUUUUAAUUUGAAAAACAUAAAAAACGGAUUUCUAAAAAUAAAAUAAAAAAAAGGCUCCUUCCUUGGGAUUAUAAACAACAAUUUUGGCUGGAUCCAUCACCAAAGGCACUGCUGCCUUUAUUAUAACGGAUUAUCGCAUUGUCACAACAAAUCAAAAUGGUCAAUAAACAAUAUUCUGCCACCGAUCUGGAGGCAUUUGUCAAAUUGGCUGCUGCCAAUUGGCAAAACACAAAUCACAGCUUAUUGGAAGGAGUUGACAUUAAAGGAGAAAUGCAACAAUAUCUGAACAGUCCCACCAUGAAUAUGUACAAGAAACGUGAACGUACCCAAAACUGGAAUCAUCAGGAGAAGAAAUUUCUCCUGGAUCUAUGUCGCAAGGAUAUGCGCAUCAUAGAGAAUAAACGUUUGGAUGCCGGCUUGACGGCAGUUAAGAACAAGGCAUGGAAAAUAAUACAUCAGAAAUUUUCAAAUCAAUUUGGCACAGAUCGUACGUGCAAUCGUUUAAAGGAGCAAUGGCGUCGAAUGAAAGCCUGCACCCGCAAUGAAAUAUUGGAUUACAAUAAUCGCUUGGCCCGUUUCGGCCCCGAGGUGGCUGAUCGCAAAAAGCCCUCACCCUUUACCUUUGAAGUAUGGGAAUUCAUGCAAGAGGCCAAAAAGGCCUGCAAGUCCGAGGCCCUAGAUGGCAUUGAUUACUCCAAAAUACCGCUGGCAUUGGAAGAAGAUUUUGAAUAUCGUGAGGAUGCUGAACAAAAUCCUGAGGAUCAUGAUAUGGAUGAUAGCAGUCGUACCCCGCCCCAGGAUUUGUGUGACAUUGAUAUCAAGGAUGAGACAUUAAACGAAAGCUAUUCCCACAUGAUGGCCAAUGGUGAACGUUUAAGUGCCACUUCACCCCAACAACAGCAGCAUCAGCAGCAGAACUCACAAAUACAACAUGAUAUGGAUCACUCAUCCGGCAGACACAGCCCCACAAAUUUGUCCACAAAUGGUGGAGAUCAUGGUGUACCAAACCCAGCUGCCUUUAUGGCCCAGGGUGGCAGUGAUUUGUCCGGAUUCCAACCUGGUUUCAAUAUGAACAACAUUUCCGCUACCCUGGAAGCCUUGAAUGCCCUGCGUACUGGACAAUUUCCCUCGGCAGCGGCCGCUGCUGCAGCAGCUUUGCAGACCAAUUUUGCAGCUGCUGCCCAUCAACAACACCAACAAGCCCAGCAACAGGCCCAACACCAGGCAGCCCAAAAUCAGCAGGAUCGUGACAUGGACAAUCAAUCACCGCCAGCCAAAAGGCCAUGUACCUCGGGUAUUAGUAACUCAGGAAAUAAUGGUUCCGGAGGCUCUGUGGCCGGUGAUUUGGACUUGAGUGAUACCCAACAAAAUACCAGUGGCAGUUGUUUGAAUUUGGCCACCACCUCAACGGGCUCCCUGAGUUCUUCUUCCAAGCUCCAUGGGGAUAGUUCCCCUGAACUGCGGGCCUUCAUGGACAUGCAAUGCAAGGAACACAUGAUGCGCAUGCGCAUACUCGAAGUGCAAUUACAAGCUGCCAAAUACUCGCGCGAUUUGGUGGAGAUCAACAAGACACUGGCCCUGCAAAAACUCCAAGAAUAUGCCAGUAAACGUUUGAGCACAUAACUCUGUCUAACAAGAUUUACGACUUGUUUUCGCUUCCAGAGAUUCCUGUGCUUCGUUGUUAAAACGCUUGGGGGAAUAACGCUCCCCUGCAGGCGUUUAAUAAUUGUUAAAUUGUGUUAUUCUAUUUUAGACGUAAAACUAAAACCUAGUUAUAAUUCUUCUUUGGCAGUUUUAUUGUAAUUUAAGUUCUUUACUUUAAAUCCAGAGCUGCGCUCGUUUUAUUGUAAAAAAAAUCUUCUUUUUUUCUAUUAAUAAUAUUUUAUUCUUAUUCAAACAUUAUUUAAGAAAUCGUUAGUUUUAAUUUUAAACAAAACCCACAAAAAAUACUUGCAAAAAAGCACAUUCCUUUUGAAAGAAAUAAAAAAAAUCUUUUUUUUUAAUUGCCAUCAUUUCGAAAAUUAUUUUCCCUCAAAAAAGAAAAAGAGAUUUCGUUAAUUUAUACAAAGAAGAAAAAAAAGAAAUAAAUUGCUAUAAACAUGUGCCAAGACAGUAUUUUUUACAAAACUAAAACUCAAUUAAAUUUUAAGUUUUUGUAAAAUAAAAACAAUUUGUUACAAAAUAAAAAAAACUGUCACAAAUGAAAAAAAAAAUUAAAAUAAAAAUUAUAUAUCACAAAUGUAGAUAGAUCUUAAGAAGAGUAAGAAAAAGCGAUGGAGAAGAAGAAUGCUACCUCAGUUUACUUUAUAAAAAACAAAAACUAAAACAAAACAAUUUUUUAGCCAUAGUUUCUAAAACCCCCCUUAAUCUUAAGGCGUCUAAUCCAAGAAAAUCACUUAACUUAGUUUAUUAUAAUUAUUUUUAAAACUCCCUUUCGUUAUUUCAAAGAAGAACAACCAUCUUAUAUGAAAGAUAUUAUAUAAGUUUUUUUGUUUAGUUAUCUUUUUAACUUUAAUUUUUAUUUAGAGAUUUAUGUUCCACCAACCAUAAUAUUCUUAAAAUGCUUUUUAAUUUUUGUCAAAUUUUGUUUAACUAUAGAAAUCGAUAUUUUUCUAUGCUCAUUAUUAAACAAACAAUUAUUUAAAUUUAAGUAACGAAUUUACUUAAAAUCGCAAACAAAAAAUACAUAUAUAAAUAUGUAUAUAUGUGUGUUAUAUAUAAAUAUUAAAGAGAUGAAAAAAAAAACACCCACUGUAAACAACAAAUAUUACAAAUAAAAAUAAAUAAUUUUUAUGAUUUUACUUAUAAAAAACAUAAA